UAAAGUGGGACUCAUCAGCAACAUGGCUGACAGUAUAAAUUUGAGAGCGUCAGGAUGUCUUUCUCUCGGAAGAAUUUUUUGCACUCCGUCACUUUCUUUAUCAAAAUUAUUACAUUUCAACUUCUCUUUUGCGGACUUAUAUGUUCGCCGUGGACCUCUUUGACUUGAGAACGGGAAAUGCAGCUGUAAGAACAUAGUAGUGCUCUUGUCAACAUCUGGUAAUGCAGUCUCAGUUGCUGCUAAUAUCCAGUUAAAACACUACCCUGUGAUUUCUAUGUGAAAACAUCUGUGAUAUAGAAAAUAAGGCCUUAAUCAUGACAUCCCGGCUGGAUCGAUUAUUUGUCCUGCUUGAAAAUGGGUCCUCUGCUGUUACCCGCAAAGCUGCUGCUUGCCAGUUGGGUGAAGUUCAAAGACUGCAUCCACAUGAACUCCACAACUUGUUGGGUCGAAUCCACACUUAUUUACACAGUCCAAACUGGGAAACAAGAGUAGCAGCAGGACAGGCUGUUCAAGCAAUACUUAGCAAUGUGCCAGAGUGGGACCCACCUGGAUGUUUCAAAAGUGAAGAGGGUUCUUCUGCUUCUCAUUCGCUCUUUCAAAUGGGUCGUCUCACGUUCAAGAAAUUUGACGUGGACCAAGUGAUGGCCAACAGUGCUCAUCUUCUUGGUUCAGAAGGUAGAGAGUACAACACAGAUGAGUCAUUAGCUGGUUUAGAUACCAAAGAACGUCUUGCUAGACAACGGCAACAAGUAAAUGCUCAGCUAGGUUUGGAUACUAUGGCAGUUCUUGGGGUGGAUACAUCAGAUAUUGUGUCAGAAGAAGAUAUAGCAUGCGCCUCCGUUCUAUUACCAAAGGCUGAGUCAAAGAAAUCUAUAUCUGAAAUGCUUGGACAAGGACCAUGUGGAACUGAAAAUUUUAAACUUCGCCGUCUAUCACGUGCAAAUUCUAAACUAAAUGCACUUGGCGACUUGGAUAAUACUGGUGAACCUGACUGCAAGCGUAUAAAACUAGAAGAUAGUAAUGAAAUUAAUUUCAAGUCAGAAGACUUAGCACAACUUGCUAUGCCUGGUAAUGGUGAAAGUGUACCUGAUGGUACAGGCAGUUGGGGAGAUACCAUAGAUUGGCCAUUUGAAUUCUUCUGUGAUCAAUUAUGUCGAGAUCUGUUUAGCUCUAAAUGGGAGGUUCGCCAUGGUGCAGCCACAGCUUUAAGAGAGUUUGUUAAAAUUCAUGGUCCUGGUGCAGGGAAACAAGCAAAUGUCUCCCAAACAGAGAUGGAAGCCUUACAUCAGCAAUGUCUUGAAGACAUUGCACUUCGUCUUCUGUGUGUCUUGGGCUUAGAUAGAUUUGGUGACUUUGUGUCAGACCAAGUUACAGCUCCUGUCAGGGAAACUUGUGCUCAAGCUUUGGGCAUGGUUCUGCAAUUGUUACCACCUGAAGGUGUCCAAUGUACGCUGAAGGUUUUGCUCCAGCUCUUAAAACAUGAAGAGUGGCAAGCCAGGCAUGGAGGACUGCUUGGUUUAAAAUAUGUUUUGGCAGUACGAGAGGAUUUACUCGGAGAGCUUCUUCCCCUGGCGUACCCCCACAUUAUGGAAGGCCUUGCUGACCCCGUUGAUGACGUUGGUGCAGUCGCGGCCUCUGCUCUGAUUCCUGUCGCCGAAACAGUGAUAAAUCUCAUGGGAAAUCAAGUGGAUGGAACUAUUCAACAAUUAUGGGACUUGCUUGAAGAACAGGAUGAGUUAGCUGCAGCAUGUAACAGUUUCAUGGGCUUGUUGGCUGCUCUUCUUAGUGUUCCCAAAUGUCAGACUUUAUUAAGUCCACUACCAUUGUCUGUCGUUGUUCCUCGUUUGUGGCCAUUUCUGAGCCAUAACACAUCAUCUGUUCGGCGAGCAACUCUUCAAACACUCUUUACCCUUACUGGGUCCCAAAAUAUUGAUUGGACCCUGGAAGUAUUGCAGGCUGCGCUGCGACAUGUGUUUCAGAUGGUUUUAUUGGAGCCAAUCAGAGAGAUACAACUAUUGGCUGAAAAGGUGUGGAUCAAUCUAUUACAAAAUUCACCUUUAUCCCAACUGUUACUGGCAGCUUGCCCAUAUGUUACAACAUGGCUUUGCCUAACUAUGCAACCAGCUAAAGUAUCCUUUGACAACAGUGUUUUAAUUCAUUGUGUCAGAGAAAGCUCAGAAAAGAGCACCAGGAGGACAAAAGCUUUUUCAUCUCUUGAAUCAAAUUGUGGAGGAACAGUGCCAAAGCUUUACAUUGGUGGGGGCCAGACAGUUCCUGCAUCAAGUCACGAUCCAAAUGUUGUUCAAGCAAGAGUUAUUGCAUGUAGGAUGCUUGGUGCACUUUCAUGCUAUUUAGUCCAAAAAGCACCUGGCGUUAUCUACACACCUGAUGUGGAGUCCCCAGUUGAGUGCUACACAAGAGUCAUGCUUGUUCACCUUAAUUCCAAAUCGGCCCUACAGAGGAUGGUUGCUGCUCUAGUUCUUAUGGAAUGGGGAAAACGACACAACCAAGUGAAGCUCAAUACAGAAGGCUUGGCUGUAAACAAUGAAGCGAUGCCGUGUCCAGUAAAUUUAUCAUCAUGUCUUCAUUCAUGUUUGAAUGAAAGUAUUUACUAUGAUGAAAUAGCUCACGCCUACACAAAACUUUUGCAAGAUGCAUGGGACUUUGUAGCACUUUUAAAGCAUUACAAGCUCUCUGUUCCUGGAUAUGAUGGCAACAAACAGGUUUUGACUCUGGAGCAGAUUCAGCAGUUAGUAGGAACUGUUUCGGAAGAACUACUUUCUCAGCAAAAAUUAAAGCCAAAAGUGAUGGACACUUUGGAGCAAAGUCGCAAAAACAUACAGAAAGCUGUUGCUCAAACUAUGUCUGAUCAAUCUGUUCUUCAUAUCAUGACUCAAGCUGCUAUUGCAAAUGCAGUAAUUAUGUUAAACUGCUUACCUGAGAAAUUGCAUCCUGUGUGCAAGUCGGUGAUGGAAUCAAUCAAAAGAGAAGAAAAUGACAUGUUGCAAUCACUGUCUGCUGAAUGCCUAGCUUCUUUGAUUGAUAUGGCCACUUCACGAACCCCAUGUCCUGUUGACAAAAUCAUCACUAACCUAUGUAUUUUCCUUCGCUCUGACCCUGAAUUCACCCCACAAAUAAAGCCCUCUUUAGACAAUAAUGCUCACAAUAGUGCUCAAAACUCAGCAAGGACUGUUGUAGCAGGAGCAGCUGCUAGCCACAAAUUAAACAAUUUUAAUGGUAUUCCUACGCUAGUUAAUCAACAGAAGUCGGCCGAGAGAGCCAUUUAUCGUCGGUCCAAUUCUACUGGGCGCGGUCCUGGUAGACCUCCCAUUCAUGACCUUCCUCCUGAAGAUCUUUUUCCUGCUGAUGAAGAGGCUCACAAAAGAAAUCAGAUUAUGAGGAGAGGUGCCACAUUUGCCUUGAAGUCUGUGACUGCCCAUUUUGGCAAUGCUUUACCCACUAAACUCCCAAAGCUGUGGGAAAUCAUAACAGGGCAGAUUCAACCUAAACCUGACACUGUUCCACUAGAUCUUUCAAAAGUUGCUGGUGAUCAAGCUGCAAAGGAAUUAAUAGCUGAUUUGCAAGUGCUUGAAGUCACAAGUGAUGCUCUUCAAAGGGAUUUAUUACCAGAGAUUAUCAGCUAUUUGCCCCAACUUUGCCAACUUUUGACCCACACAUACUCUGCUGUUAGGCAUAUGGCUGCGCGUUGCAUCGGUGUUUUAGCUUCCCUUUCCUCAGCUCCUGUCAUGGAACAGGUGGUGACUCGAGUUUUACCACUUUUGGGAGUUGUUCAUAAUGACACAUAUCGUCAAGGAGCCAUGGAAGCUAUCAUGUGCAUCAUUGAAAAAUUGCAAACUAACAUCAUACCAUUUGUUGUUGUGUUGAUAGUACCUCUCCUAGGCCGUAUGAGUGACCACGAUCAAUCUGUUCGCAUGUGUGCAACUCAUAGCUUUGCCACACUUAUUCAGCUCAUGCCUUUAGAUGGCGGUGUUCCUGAUUCACCAGAUGUUUCUAGUGAAUUUGCAAAGCACAAACAGGCUGAGAAACAAUUUUUAGGACAAUUGUUUAAUCCUAAAAGUAUAUCAGAUUUCAAAAUUCCUGUACCUAUUAAUGCUCAACUGCGUUCAUAUCAGCAGAGUGGUGUAAAUUGGUUAGCUUUCUUAAAUCAGUAUAAAUUACAUGGAAUUCUGUGUGAUGAUAUGGGCCUUGGAAAGACUUUGCAAUCUAUCUGCAUACUAGCCAGUGAUCAUUAUAACCGUGCUGUUAAUUAUAAGAAAACUAGGAAUGCUGAUAGUGCACCAUUGCAAUCCUUGGUCAUAUGUCCCCCAACUUUAACAGGACAUUGGGUUUAUGAGGUGGAAAAGUUUUUACCAAAGAAAUACCUGAAUCCUCUUCAGUAUGCUGGGCCUCCGGUUGAAAGAGAAAAAUUGAGGAGCACAUUUAAAUCCUACAACCUAAUAGUGGCAUCUUAUGAUAUUGUUCGCAAGGAUAUAGACUUCUUUAGUGCUAUCAGAUGGAAUUAUUGCAUUCUUGACGAAGGGCAAUACAUCAAAAAUGGAAAGACCAAGGCUUCUAAGGCAAUCAAACAACUAGUUGCAAAUCAUAGGCUUAUAUUAUCUGGAACACCAAUUCAAAAUAAUGUUUUGGAGCUGUGGUCUUUGUUUGACUUCCUAAUGCCUGGUUUCCUUGGCACUGAGAAGCAAUUCAAUGCUCGUUACAGUCGACCUAUUUUGGCCAGCCGAGAAGCGAAGAGCUCUGCCAAGGAACAGGAGGCAAGUGUUUUGGCUAUGGAAGCUUUGCAUCGGCAGGUACUUCCAUUCCUGCUGCGAAGAGUGAAGGAAGAUGUCCUUCAUGAUUUACCACCAAAGAUAACACAGGACUAUUAUUGUGAGUUGAGUCCACUGCAACAGAGGCUGUAUGAAGACUUUGCUCGUACACCAGCUCACCAGUCCUUAGCUGAGACCAUUGCACACUCUGAUGCAGCAGCAAAUGCUUUGCAGGCAAACACUCACAUAUUUCAGGCUUUGCGGUACCUUCAGAAGGUGUGCAACCACCCAAGGCUUGUUUUGGGACCCUCGCAUCCAGAGUAUGACAAAAUUGCUGCAGAGCUUCAUUUACAAAAAAGUGACCUACAAGAUAUCCAGCAUGCAGCUAAACUGCCAGCUCUCAGGCAAUUGCUUUUGGAUUGUGGCAUUGGUGCUGAACCAUCCUCAGUCACAUCUGGACAGCCAGGCGAUAUUGCCAUCAACCAGCACAGAGCCCUUAUUUUCUGUCAACUUCAAGUCAUGCUUGACAUAGUGGAGGAUGACUUGUUGAAGAAGCAUAUGCCAGGAGUUUCAUACCUACGUUUGGAUGGAAGUGUACCGGCUACCCAAAGACAGGCAGUUGUACAACGCUUUAAUAAGGAUCCAUCCAUAGAUGUUUUGCUUCUUACAACACAAGUUGGUGGGCUAGGUCUCAACCUCACUGGUGCUGAUACGGUAAUAUUUGUGGAACAUGAUUGGAAUCCAAUGAAAGACUUGCAAGCAAUGGACCGUGCUCACAGAAUAGGCCAGAAGAAGGUUGUAAAUGUUUACCGCCUCAUAACUAGGUCUACUUUAGAAGAGAAGAUUAUGGGGUUGCAGAAGUUUAAAAUGCUUACUGCUAACACUGUAAUCAGCAGUGAAAAUGCAAGCAUGGAAACAAUGGGGACUGACCAGCUGCUCGACUUAUUCUCACUUGAUGGCAAGGCUAAGACUCCUAAUGGUUCAUCAAAUUCCAUUGCAAAUGUGGGAGGCCUAACGGGUGGCAGUGUUCAGAGCAUGCUCAACACCCUACCGGACCUGUGGGACGCCAAGGAAUAUGAAGAAGAAUAUGAUAUGAAGACAUUUAUGAGCACGUUGAGGAAGAACUAAAGUAGUUUGGGAUUUUUUUUUAAAGAUACACGUUUUAUUAUGUCAUGUGGUCACUCUGCACUGUAAUGCCCAAAGACACUUUUGAAUUAAAAUAUUUAUGUGCUUUAAGUGUCCAAAUCAAUUUUCUUUUUCUCUGAAUAAAUUGGCCCAUUGACCAAAUAUCAGUAUUAUGUAUAUUGUGUUCUAGCCAAUCAAAUUUUGAUGCAAUGUAGCCAAUGUUUCUGCUUUUGUAUUUGUGUGUUUGUUUGUUUUUUCUUUUUUUUUCCCUUUUUGCUUUCCUUGAGCAGAUUUUCAAUAUAUUUUUCUUUAAUUCAAAAUUGUUUCAGUCCUUUCUGCUGACUGAAGUUUUGCAUUAUGUUUGUAUCUGCAUUUGUGACUACAGAGCUCAACCCAUUUUCAAUUGGGAAGCCAAUCUUUAAAAAAUUGUGAAAGGGUAUAUUCAGCUUGACUGUAAAGUGAAGAAUAUUUCAUAAUACACAUGACUGGCAAGUUGGUCGCUUUCUUUGACUGUAAACAAUUUUGUUUGCCACCAACUGCUAUGUAAAUUCCUCCCUUCAGAAUGGUUCUUUCUUUUCUUUGGCAUUCAAAUUUGGUAUACCCUUGGCAUAGUACUUUCUGGUUUCUCUGUUUAUUUUAAAUCUCUGUAGUUUGACUAUACUUGGGUUGGAGUAACUGAAUGACUGAACAAUAAUUUCUUUAAGUUUCAAUCCAGUGUGCGCAUACCAUUGUUUCUGUUCUUUUCAAAUGUUUAUUGUUUUAAUUAAGAGGUUUUGCCGGUAGUUGAACUUCUUCAGCACAUCCAAUCAAGCAAAAUUUUUUUUGUAUGGAUUCUUUACUUUUGACACACAAUUCAUGUUAAUGGUGGUUCACUAAUUUAGGUAUUUAUUUUUAAAUAGAAGGGAAAAUAGUUGAGACUAAUGCGAUCAAACUUAUCAUGCUUUCACUGUGAUGCCAGCUUGGAGUCAAAGUGUCCAACUGAAAUGAGAGUAUGAUGACUAGUCAAAGUUCUGUGGUAAAGGCCAUAUUUGUCUUGUGUGUCUGAAAUUAGAAGAGAAGUGAAGACUCGAUCCCAGCACUUCAGUUUUCAUUUUGUCAGCACAUGACUGAUCAUGAGAUUUGUAGAGAAUCUGUAGGCUUCUGUAAAUUCAUCCCGGCUGUAACUUUAUGAUGAUGAUCCACAUAGCUAUGUUAAUUUGUUAUGGUAAUUUAACAUCAGCGGCAUCCUGGAGCUAGUCAAGUGGUCAUCUGAACGUAAUUUACGAUCUGCUUCAUUUUUUGUUUCAGUUUUUUAGUUCUUAUUACUUUUCCAAGAUACAAAGGGAAGGAAUUGACCUUUUUUUAAAUCUACUGCCCGUCUUUGAGCUUGGCAGUACAAAAUGUAUCAUCAUAUUUUUUUAACCUAAUCUCUAGGGUACCUGAUAGUGAGUGCUGAAGCCAGCACCUAGUUCACUGUGAUAAACCUUAUUUUAAAAAAAGUGAAUUUUAUCACUUUUGCUCACUGCAGUUGUAACUGAAGUAUGACUAUUAUGUCUAUAGGUGUAUCCUAUUUUGUGUGUUGGUUUAUAAUGUGUGGCAAUUCACUCAACAGUUUGCAUGAUAUGUAAAUUUAGUCAAAAUCUGAAUGAUUAGUUUGUAUUGAAUACUAUUGUCUAUUUUUAAGAUGGUCUGCUGAAUCAACUCAAAUGGAUAUUGUACAACAUAUCGUAAAUUACAAUCCCAUUUGUAAUUUGGCAUACUUUGCUCACAAAACGAGCUACUGUUAGACUUGAUUUUUACUGCCUGUAUUUAUGUCAGCUAGUCUAACUGAUCACAUCUAUGUGAAGCAUUUGUUUGCAAAGACUGACUAUCAUCAUCCUGCAAACUCAAAAAUGUUGCAUCGGUGAUGACCAAACCGGAGUACUGAAAUUAUUUCUCUUUUGUUUUUGGCAGAGGGGCAAAAUUAUUCCGUUCAAAAGGCUACUGUAAGUUUUGCAUUUGUUUGUAUUUUCUGAUGAUAAAAUAAUUCUUACAGUGUUGGUCCAUUUUCUGUUUUCUCUGAGCGUGUGAAAAUGUUGUGUACAGUUCAUCCAAGCUCUCAAUAAAGAAUACUAUUGAAGGUU
Messenger RNA from Thrips palmi, 7993 nucleotides. RefSeq names its product TATA-binding protein-associated factor 172 (gene Hel89B). Gene Ontology annotation, molecular function: ATP binding; ATP hydrolysis activity; ATP-dependent chromatin remodeler activity. The transcript has 30 exons. NCBI's taxonomy places the organism in Eukaryota, Metazoa, Arthropoda, Insecta, Thysanoptera, Thripidae. The record is from RefSeq and is a predicted model, not a curated record. Bases 315 to 5894 code for a protein of 1859 amino acids.